Apus apus (common swift) is the source of this 1348-nucleotide messenger RNA. RefSeq names its product elongator acetyltransferase complex subunit 6 (gene ELP6). The record is from RefSeq and is a predicted model, not a curated record. Gene Ontology annotation, cellular component: elongator holoenzyme complex. The transcript is spliced from 7 exons. Gene Ontology annotation, biological process: tRNA wobble uridine modification. NCBI's taxonomy places the organism in Eukaryota, Metazoa, Chordata, Aves, Apodiformes, Apodidae. Bases 61 to 861 code for a protein of 266 amino acids.
GCCUCCUUUUUCUUCGCCGCUCCCGGAAGCUUCUUGGUCCCGGUCCGGCGGCCGCUCGCCAUGUUCGCGGAGCUGAACGAGCUGCUGGACGCGUCCCCGCAGCGACCGGAGGCGGGUAAAUUCACACUCCUACUAGACACCAGAACAGAUGGCAGCUUCCUGGUGCACCAUUUCCUCUCCUUCUACCUCCGAGCUGGCUGCAAGGUUUGCUUCGUGGCCCUGCUCCAGUCCUUCAGCCACUACAACAUCGUGGCACAGAAGCUGGGAGUCAGUCUGACAGCUGCCAAGGAACGGGGACAGCUUGUCUUCUUGGAAGGCCUCAAGUCCUGCCUUGACCUCUUGUUCACAGAGGAGGAGCAGCCAGGACAGCCCCACCCUCUCCAGUUUAUGAGUGACAGCUCCUCCAACCUCAGAGCCUUGUUUGACUUUGUCCAGGCGUCCCUGGCUCCCUCUGGCAGCAGCUCCUGGCAGGGCCCUGUGCUGCUGGUGGAUAACCUGGGUGUCCUGCUCAGCCUGGGCGCUGCACCUGUGGCCAUGCUGGACUUCAUCCACUACUGCAGGGUGGUGGUGUGCUCCCAGCUGAAGGGGAACAUCGUGGUGCUGCUUCACAGCAAUGAGGAUUCAGAAGAUGAGGAGAACAAGCUGGUUGUGAACUCCCUGUGUCAUCACAGUGACCUGAUCCUGUGGGUCGAGGGGCUGGCCACUGGUUUCUGCAAGGAUGUUCAUGGGCAGAUUAAAAUAAUCAGGAGAGUGUCCUUGGAGCUGAAGGCAGAGCAGGAUCAAGUCCAGAUCUACCAGUAUAAGAUCCAGGACAGGAAUGUCACCUUUUUUGCUCCGGGGCUGUCAGCUGCUGUCCUGUGACACUGGGACACCAUGACACUCUGCUGGCUGCUUCAGCAGCACAGCAAACCCACCCAGGAGGGAAGCUUAAACUCGUGUGGAGCUGCCUGCCAAGGAGGGGAUUAGCCCAUCCAGAGCUUGCUUUGUCCUCCCACCCCAUUCCCAACGUACCCAGGCCAAGAGGAAGAGCAAAAACUUGCCCGAAUGGCCCUUGGAGCGUGUAACUACAAGCAGGGGCUCCCCGGGGCUGGGUGUGCCUCACCUGCCAGGUGCAGGGCAGAGCCAGGCACCAGGCAGGGCGGGAUCACCCCACCCUCCUGCUGGCACCUGCCGAGGUGACGGAGCAGGCGGAGCCAGGGCUGGUCCUGGUGCAAUCCCCGCCUGCCUCGCAGCGCUGGCACCCAACAGAUUUGCUCAAGUCCCAACUUCCAUCCAAUGGAAAUAAAUGUGUAACUGCACGUCUGGCCCCUCACCUGCCUGGGGUAAGGCCUGGCGUGGUUGAUCCUUU